Messenger RNA from Lobosporangium transversale, 2810 nucleotides. RefSeq lists its product as hypothetical. The transcript is spliced from 6 exons. Gene Ontology annotation, biological process: mRNA processing. Gene Ontology annotation, molecular function: mRNA binding. Bases 96 to 2735 code for a protein of 879 amino acids. Lineage: Eukaryota; Fungi; Mortierellomycota; Mortierellomycetes; Mortierellales; Mortierellaceae. Gene Ontology annotation, cellular component: spliceosomal complex. The record is from RefSeq and is a predicted model, not a curated record.
ACUCACUCAUCCACACAAAGUCCUCUUUGGUGCAUCUCCAUUUGGAUCCUCUCCUUUCUUCCUUCUCGCCCUAUCUCAUACCUGCCUUUGUCUACAUGGAUCCUUACCGUCCACCUUAUCCGCCAUAUCAAGGUCAGCCUCCACAACGCCACCCAGGUUCCACUCCACCAGGAGCGCCAUUUGGCACACCACCACCACAUAUACAGGGACCUAGACCACCACAUAUGUACCAGAGUGCACCGCCACCUCAUCUGCAUCAACAGCAACCAUAUCCUCCACAGGGACCACCACACAUACAAGGACCUCCACCACACUUUCAGGCACGUGGGCCACCAGGACAGCAUUUUGCAUCACCACAACGUCCUCCAGGGCCAGGAGCUGUCACAGGUCCGCCGCUCUAUGGAGCUCCACCGCAGAGCGCUCCACCAGGAUUAGCAUCUCUGCCACCUGGAUAUCCUGUUCAUCCGCUUCCACCACAACAUCAUCAACAUCACCAACAUCAUCGCGGGCCACGGCCAGUUUAUGGCGGAUCAGGGUCAUUACCACCUCCUGGAUCUGCUCCGGCCGUCCCUGGAGCAUCUACUGGGUUCAUAAACGGACCGACAUCAACACCAGGGUCUACGACAUUUAAAAGCCCAAAGGGAGUGCAUAGUCCUGGCAUGGCAGGCAUACCUGCUAGCUCAUUCAUCCCUGGAGGGGCCCUGCCUGAUAAGUUGAAUACUCUAUUUAUUGGAUCAAUCGCACCCGGAAUUAAUAAUGUAGCCAUGGAAAAGCUACUCAAAACAACUGGGAGCCUUGUGAAAUGGAAACGUGUCCAGGAUCCAACAACUCAUCAGUGGAAGGCUUUUGGAUUUGCAGAAUAUGCGGAUGCUGAUUCACUCUUGCGGACGCUUCGUGUUCUAGGGCAGGAUGGUCAACAGCCUAAAGGCGAAAAGCCUGUCGGUCUCGAAUUGACAGCAAUGGAUGGGUCGGGCGUUGUUAAAGCACUUUUGGUUAAGGCAGAUGAAAAGACGCGACAGUUUUUGGAUCAAUACGAGGAAGGCCGUCCACGGACAAUCCAUGAUACUGAAAAAGACAAGGUUGCAUUGGCUGCGGCUACUAAGAUUAUUCAACAGAUGAAGGAUGGUACACUAGAUACAUCAGAACCAGAACAAGGAGCUGAUGACAAAGAAAAAGAGGGCAAGACAACAGGAGAAAAUACGCCAACAAAGACAGAGGAUAAUGAUCAGAAAGGGACUGCAGUCGAGGUGUCUGAGGAGCAACAAAAGAUAAUUGAUCGCGAGCUGAACUUCUUUAGGGAACGCGCAGCGCUGAAGGACAAGGAGGAAAAACAGGAGCAGCAAAGACACAGAACUACGGGGCGGGAACGUGCCUGGGGUCCCACCAACAGUUCGGGUACAAAGUUGUCAGAGUUUGUCCCUGCUAGUGGCCCAAAUCAUAUUGAGGUCGGAUCCAGCUCAGCUAAUGCCGCAGGUACUACAACCGCAGGAGCAGGAGCAAGAGCAGAGGCAGGAGCAGGAAUAAGAACAGAUCCUGUGCGUGACCAAGAUGGGGAUGUCGACUCUGAAGAAGAAGAACGAGCACGUCAAGAGCGUAGAGAACAAGAGCUGGAGCAACUUUACAGGGAGCGCGAGCGUCGGUGGGAACAACGUGAAGUUGAACGGAUGCGACUCUAUGAAAAAGACAAGGCUAGAGACGAAGAUUACAGUGCAGAGCAGCAGACUGCAAAGGCUGCAAUGGCUCAUCGGUUUGCACAAUGGAAUGAUGACGAAGAAAGGGAGAGGCGGCAUGAAGAUUAUUAUCGCGACCGAUCAAGGUGGUGGCAAAGGCGACAGGCUUUCCUACAAAAAGAAGAACGCUAUGAUGCACUAGAUCGUGAGGAAGAGAAAGAAGAAUUAGAGAAGGCAGCGGCAAAGAAGGCUCAAGAAGAAGAAGCAGCGGCAGAAUCAAUAACAAAGCCAGCUACGACUUUGGAGGAGAUACCGAAAGUGGAUCAUGAUGGGGACACGGAAAUGAACGAAAACUCAGAUGAUGUAGACACUGCUAAGAAAUCCUCAAUAACAAGUCCAAUACCAACUGAAGCUCAAGCAAGGACACCAGACUCUGCAAAUGCAAACAUACUACCCCUUCAAUCAACAAAGUUAAAGUUGAGUCUUUCCACAACGAUCAGUGCUUUAAAACGUGGAUCCGAAAGCAACAGUGGUGUGAGUACGCCGACAUCAUCGAGCUUCGUUGCGGCUACAGAGUUUGAGCCAGACGAGGAUGAUGUAAAGGAGGUCAAGAAGCGCCGUAUCCUUGUCCCAUUCAAAUACAGUGAUGACGAAAGCGAUGCUGCGGAUAAGAUUCGUAGUAGCAGUAGCGGGAAUGGCAAGGAGCUCAGCCCUGAGGAAAAAGAAAAGAAGGAAAAGGAGAUGAAGGCUUUGAUCCAGUCGAUUCCUGCAGAUGCGCAGGGUCUGUGGAACUGGCCGAUCCAAUGGCAAUAUGCUUUUCAGGACCGAGGGGCAAUUUUGACAGACAAGAUUCAUCCUUUUGCAUCAAAGAAGGUAGUGGAACUUCUUGGUGUGCAGGAAGAUGAAUUGACAAACUUUAUCAUGGAACACAUUCGGACAAAGAAGCCACCACAGGAGCUUGUGAGCGAACUUCGUAACGCUCUUGACGAUGAUGCGGAUGUUCUUGUGAUGAAGAUUUGGAGGAUGCUAAUUUUUGAGACAGAGUCAAAGGCACGGCAAUUGUAGUUGUAGUCAAUUGAUCGAAAGGCCGCACUAAAGAAUAUACAUCCAUCUGUAAUAAAGCGGACGCUCAGAAAGGUG